Momordica charantia (bitter melon) is the source of this 1779-nucleotide messenger RNA. Its product is annotated as serine carboxypeptidase 1. Lineage: Eukaryota; Viridiplantae; Streptophyta; Magnoliopsida; Cucurbitales; Cucurbitaceae. The record is from RefSeq and is a predicted model, not a curated record. Gene Ontology annotation, molecular function: acyltransferase activity, transferring groups other than amino-acyl groups; serine-type carboxypeptidase activity. Gene Ontology annotation, biological process: secondary metabolic process; proteolysis.
AUAUAUGGUAUAGGUUGAGGAAGAAGGAAAGAAAAUAGAGAGAUCGAAAAAUGGGGAAAUCAGAAUCAGCAUUGUUGAAGUGGAGGAGCUCAUUCCUCCGCUAUUUGUUGAUAGUUGUGAAUUUGGCAGCCAUUGGAGCAGCUCCCCAAGGUUCUCUCAUCACCAAACUGCCUGGUUUCACUGCCAAUUUUCCCUCGAACCACCAUUCUGGGUACAUAAAUUUAGAUGAGAAUUCGACAGGGAAGAAGCUUUUUUAUUACUUCGUGGCAUCGGAACGGUCUCCGGCGGAGGAUCCGGUGGUUCUCUGGCUCAACGGCGGCCCUGGCUGCUCCAGCUUCGACGCCUUCGUCUAUGAACACGGACCUUUCAAUUUUGAAGAAGGAAAUCCAAAGGGAACUCUCCCCACCCUACAUCUCAAUCCCUACAGCUGGUCCAAGGUUUCAAAUAUUAUAUAUUUGGAUUCUCCUGCUGGUGUUGGCUUAUCCUACUCACCAAACGAGGCAAAUUACAUAACUGGAGAUCUACAAACUGCUUCUGAUACCCACACUUUUCUUCUCAAAUGGUUUAAGGCCUUUCCAGAGUUCCUUCAAAAUCCAUUUUACAUAGCAGGGGAGUCUUAUGCUGGAAUCUAUAUCCCUACACUUGCUUCUCAAGUUGUCAAAGGGCUAAAAGUUGGGGCUGUACCAGUAAUAAAUUUUAAGGGUUACAUGGUGGGGAAUGGUGUGACUGACCAAAAGUUUGAUGGCAAUGCUCUCGUCCCCUUUGCACAUGGAAUGGCCCUCAUCUCGGACGCUAUCUUUCGGGAAGCCGAAGCUUCAUGCAGUGGCAAUUACUACCGCCCUCAAACUAGCGACUGCUCUAAAAAGCUUGAUCGAGUUGAGGAGGUUCUGGAUGACUUAAACAUAUACGACAUCUUGGAACCAUGCUUUCAUGAACCAAAUGCGAACAAAGCCAACAAGACAAACACAAAUUUACCAUCGAGUUUUCAGCAACUCGGACAAACGAAGAAGUCUUUGGCUGUCAGGAAGCGGAUGUUUGGUCGUGCUUGGCCGUUUAGGGCACCAGUGCGUGAUGGCAUUGUCCCAUCUUGGUCUGAACUUAUUGAGAGUGACACCAAAUCCCAUGUCCCGUGUAUGAAUGAUGAAGUUGCAACGACGUGGUUGAACGAUGAAUCUGUGAGAGCGGCAAUUCACGCCGAGCCGGAAAAUGUGGCAGGUCCAUGGGAGCUAUGUACUCGUAGAAUAACGUACUUUCACAAUGCUGGAAGUAUGAUUCCUUAUCACACAAACCUUACUUCUCAAGGAUACAGGGCCCUUAUCUACAGUGGAGACCAUGACAUGUGUGUGCCAUACACUGGAAGCCAAGCUUGGACUUCUUCACUUGGAUACAAAAUUGUUGAUGAAUGGAGGCCAUGGCUCUCCAAUGCCCAAGUUGCUGGGUAUUUACAAGGAUAUGAGUACAAUCUCACUUUCAUCACCAUAAAGGGAGCGGGACACACUGUACCUGAGUACAAGCCCAAAGAGGCAUUCGAUUUCUAUAGUCGAUGGCUAGAAGGAACUCCGAUAUGAUCAAAAUUGAAACAUCUAUCUUUCAAUUGAAUGAUAUAAAAAAUCAUUAAUUUUCCUUUUGUAUCCAAAUGAAACCAAAAUUAUUGCAAAUAUAAACUUAGCUCAGUUAUAAUUGACACAUGUCUCUGACCAAGAGAUCAUGAGUUCGAAUCUCCCCACUUGUUGUACCAAAGAAACAAAAAACUAUUUACUACAUCAAUACAUCAUCAAU